This is a messenger RNA of Procambarus clarkii (red swamp crayfish), 708 nucleotides long. NCBI's taxonomy places the organism in Eukaryota, Metazoa, Arthropoda, Malacostraca, Decapoda, Cambaridae. The record is from RefSeq and is a predicted model, not a curated record.
AUGCCCCAGGAGCGCUUAAGGAACCAAGAAAACUUGGUUCCAAGAAAUUCUUGGAAAUUUUUACUAAGAAAUUCUUGUGCUAAGCCUUAUAUCACACGAUGGGUUGCUAAGCCUUAUAUCACACGACGCAGUGCUAAGCCUUAUAUCACACGACGCAGUGCUAAGCCUUAUAUCAUGCGACGCAGUGCUAAGCCUUAUAUCAUGCGACGCAGUGCUAAGUCUUAUAUCAUGCGACGCAGUGCUAAGCCUUAUAUCAUGCGACGCAGUGCUAAGCCUUAUAUCAUGCGACGCAGUGCUAAGCCUUAUAUCACACGACGCAGUGCUAAGCCUUAUAUCAUGCGACGCAGUGCUAAGCCUUAUAUCAUGCGACGCAGUGCUAAGCCUUAUAUCAUACGACGCAGUGCUAAGCCUUAUAUCACACGACGCAGUGCUAAGCCUUAUAUCACACGACGCAGUGCUAAGCCUUAUAUCAUGCGACGCAGUGCUAAGCCUUAUAUCAUGCGACGCAGUGCUAAGCCUUAUAUCAUGCGACGCAGUGCUAAGCCUUAUAUCACACGACGCAGUGCUAAGCCUUAUAUCACACGACGCAGUGCUAAGCCUUAUAUCAUGCGACGCAGUGCUAAGCCUUAUAUCAUGCGACGCAGUGCUAAGCCUUAUAUCAUGCGACGCAGUGCUAAGCCUUAUAUCACACGACGGGUUGCCAGGUAA